AUGUCUGACGUUGAAGAAGUCCAACAAGUCCCAGUCGCUGAAUUGACCAUCGAAGAUGCCCUAAAGGUCGUCUUGAGAACCUCUUUGGUUCACGAUGGUUUGGCCAGAGGUUUGAGAGAAUCUGCCAAGGCUUUGACCAGAGGUGAAGGUCAACUAGCUGUUUUGGUUGAAUCGGUUACUGAAGAAGCCAUCAGCAAGUUGGUCCAAGGUUUGGCCACUGAAAACAACGUUCCAUUAAUCAAGGUUGCUGAUGCCAAGCAAUUAGGUGAAUGGGCCGGUUUGGGUAAGAUCGACCGUGACGGUAACGCCAGAAAGGUCGUCGGUGCUUCCGUUGUUGUUGUUAAGAACUGGGGUGCUGACACCCAAGAAAGAGAAAUUCUUUUGGAACAUUUCAGCCAACAAUAA
This is a messenger RNA of Kluyveromyces lactis, 405 nucleotides long. RefSeq names its product 40S ribosomal protein eS12 (gene RPS12). Gene Ontology annotation, cellular component: cytosolic small ribosomal subunit; ribosome. The transcript has a single exon. Bases 1 to 405 code for a protein of 134 amino acids. Lineage: Eukaryota; Fungi; Ascomycota; Saccharomycetes; Saccharomycetales; Saccharomycetaceae. Gene Ontology annotation, biological process: translation. The record is from RefSeq and is a predicted model, not a curated record. Gene Ontology annotation, molecular function: structural constituent of ribosome.